Molecule: messenger RNA, 3430 nt
Organism: Spodoptera litura
Lineage: Eukaryota; Metazoa; Arthropoda; Insecta; Lepidoptera; Noctuidae
Gene: jhe1
Product: juvenile hormone esterase 1
Source: RefSeq, a predicted model, not a curated record
ACGGCGGGCGGGCGCCGGCGCGGCCAGUGUGCCGCUCCUCGCACAGCCAUGACGACGCUCGCCCCGUACAUGUUCGCGCUCCUGCUGCUCCUGCCCGAUUGGCGGGUAGAAGCGUGUACUGGCCACGUGUUUCCCUCGGAGCGAUGUCGAGUGAGCGCGCGCAUCGAGUCGGGGACCGUGUGUGGCGUGGAACGAGUAGCUGACGGGGACGUCAAGUAUGCCAGCUUCAGAGGAGUACCUUACGCUAAGCAACCAUUGGGAGAACUGAGGUUUAAGGAGUUGGAGCCUGCAGAUAAAUGGGACUACUACUACGCGACGGACGAAGGGCCGGUGUGUUACCAACAUGACGUCUUAUACGGACGGCUCAUGCGGCCGCAGGGGAUGAGCGAGUCCUGCAUUCACGCCAACAUACACGUCCCAAUGGAAGCUCUCCCAGAGCAACAUCCUGACGUCAAACUGCCUGGCCUACCGAUCCUCGUGUUCAUACAUGGAGGAGGGUUCGCAUUCGGUUCUGGUGAUGCGGAUCUACACGGGCCGGAGUAUCUAGUCAGCAAGAAAGUCAUCGUCAUCACGUUUAAUUACAGGUUGAACGUGUUCGGCUUUUUAUCAAUGAACACGACGGCGAUCCCAGGCAAUGCUGGUCUGCGGGACCAGCUGACGCUACUGCGCUGGGUGCAGAGGAACGCGAAGGCAUUUGGAGGAGACCCCAGAGAAGUGACGUUGGCUGGUCAGAGCGCCGGAGCUGCGGCAGCACAUCUACUCAGCUUGUCCCCAGCUGCGGAAGGGUUAUUUAGAAGAGCUAUAUUAAUGAGCGGAACAGCAACGAGUUCUUUCUUCAGUUCCUCCCCUGCGUAUGCGCAACAUAUUAAAAACAUAUAUUUGCAAUUCUUGGGCAUUACCUCGACUGACGUAGAGGACAUCCAACGCCAGCUCAUCGAACUACCCGCCGAGAGACUGAACGACGCUAACACCAAACUCAUAGAUCAAAUGGGACUAGUGACCUUCGGCCCCACCGUGGAGUCACCUCUGCCGGGUGUCACCACCAUCAUAGAUGACGACCCAGAGGCCUUGCUUAGUAAAGGACGAGGGAAAAAUAUUCCUCUUAUUGUGGGUUACACGAAUUCUGAAUGUGAAACCUUCCGCAAUCGAUUUGAAGCAUUUGACCUUAUCACAAAGAUUGCAUCUAAAAAUUUUCUUGUAGUUCCACCAAAAUUAUUAUUCACGACUCCACCGGAAUCAUGGUCGAAUUUGGUAUCAAGAAUGCUCGGAAGAUACUCUGACGGUAGAAUGAAUAUGGAUGGCUUUGUAAAAUCAUGUACGGAGGGCUUCUACGAAUAUCCCGCGUUAAAGCUGGUACAAAAACGUGCGGAACUUGACGGCGCUCCAGUGUUCCUGUACCAGUUCACAUUUGACAGUCCGACCAGCAUUAUCAAGGAAGUCACGGGCUUAAGUUACGCAGGGGCAGCCCAUAUUGAAGACCUGACCUACGUGUUCAAAGCAAACUCAGUGCUUGAGGGACGGGAAGGGGCCCCGCAGAGCUUGGAAGACUUACGAAUGAAGAAUUUCAUGACGGACUUGUUUGUCCAGUUCAUGUCCUGCAGUAAACCGAUUUGCGACGACAAACGGUCUUUAUGGCCGGAGAACAAUGGAGAUCAAAUCGAAGUAAUAGAAGCCCCCGGCGUCUUGCGAACCCACAGCAGGUCGAUGAGACAGCUGGAAGUGGUGGACUUCUUCGACAACCUGCCCAGCAGAGUGAACGUGGUGUGGGUUCUGACAGGACAGAAUGUCAUCAGCCUGGCCCAGGGCAGGCUGCGAGGGAUCACCAAGGAUGGCUACGUGUCCUACACUGGCAUACCUUAUGCAAGUACCAUGUUUAUGAUUCAUGACAGUUUUUGGCUUUGGUCAAAGAAUUUAAUUCAAUUAACCCGUUAUGAGCCGGAACACAGAACCAUGCGAGAUACGAUGUAUUUUCUACUGUGUCUUGUUAUACCAGCAGUCAAGAGGUUAAAGUAUAACAGAUCGGUCUGGUUACAAAAUAGCAUCAUGCAUUUUCAGAGAGCAGGGAUCGCUCCACUGUGGUCUGACAUCAGAAACUCCAGGUCGCCAACCUGUUCCUUAGUGUCGGACGCUGAGCACUGCCUUCAACUAGAUGUCCAUGUACCGUCUGUCGUGGGCGGGAACUGGCCCGUGCUGGUGUGGGUGACGGGAGGUAGCGGCCCCUACAGCCCCGGCAGAAUGGUGCAGGAGGGCAUCAUCGUGGUCAUUGUGCAUCACAGGUUGGGGCCAUCGGGCUUUUUAUGUUUACGAGACGAGAAUAUUCCUGGUAACGCCGGCGUGAAAGAUGCGGUGUUAGCAUUGCGAUGGGUGAGCGAUAAUAUAGUUGCUUUCAAAGGAAACCCAGCCAAAGUCGUUGUAGCUGGACAAAGCUUCGGUGCAGCCAUGGUGGAAGCCGCACUACUGUCUAACAUGGCCAGUGGACUAUAUCAUGGUGCUAUAUUGCAGAGUGGAAGUGCCCUAUGCCCUUGGUCUUUUAACUAUGACGCGGAAAAACGAGCCAUGGCUUUGAGUAAUGUGAAUGAGGCGAAAAUUGAAUUGGUGAAAUUCUUACUGGACACCGAAACUGAGGAUUUGGUGGCGAGAGGUAACAAACUAAAUGUUUCCUAUUUCCCAUUUGGAAUGUGCAUCGAAAAGCCUUCGAAGAAAGAAGAAAGGCUGAUGUUUGAAGCACCGCACGAUAUACUGGCGAGUAAGAAGAAUAACAUGGUGCCUAUGAUCAUUGGAUAUAAUAGUAACGAAGCCUACGUGUUCGUGUCCAUGCUGAGGGAGGCUAAUGUGUUGAGGAGAAUUUCCAAAUCUGUCACUUUCUUGUUGCCAGACGAUUUACACUUCAUAAAUGAAAGAGAACGAAGGCAAACUGGGAGACUAAUAAAGGACAUGUAUUUCAAGAACAAUAUGACGAUGGCUGCUGUGUUAGCGUACCACAGGGACGCCUACUUCUCCAGCCACAUCCACCGCAGCGUGCGUCAUCACGCAGCUACAGGGCCUGUGUUCUACUACCAGUUCUCAUACUCUGGUGUCUUUGGGGUUCAGCCAGAGCCUGGAGUGCCGAAGAUGGGAGCAGCGCAUUCAGAUGAACUGGCCUACUUGUUCUUUGAUGGAAAUCUUGAAGGAGAUGAUGGGAAUGUGCAGAAGCACGUCAUCAAACUAUGGACGAACUUUGUGAAACAUUUGAACCCUUCACACCAGGGUGGAGUAAAGUGGGAGGCUACACAGCCUGACACAUACCGCCUUCUGGACAUUGGCACCGAGCUGAUGAUGAAGGACUAUCCUCAUUCGAAGACAUCGCACCUCUGGGAUGACAUCUACGACAAGUACUACUACACAAGGAACCGGAUUUCGAAUUAAACAUCGUUUUACAUUAUGAAAUUUU